Molecule: messenger RNA, 551 nt
Organism: Prorocentrum cordatum
Lineage: Eukaryota; Dinophyceae; Prorocentrales; Prorocentraceae
Source: the annotation of a GenBank genome assembly
CCCUCCUCCUCCCGGGCAAGUCGCCGACGCGCUGCCCCGCUUGCGCGUCGCCGCCCUCCGGGCUGCGCGUGGAGUCGCCGGAAUCGAGUACAGCAAGUGUGUGGGAAUGCGGUCGGCAGUCGUACUAUGGAGGAGGAGGAGGAGGAGGAGGAGGAGGAGGAGGAGGAGGAGGAUGGAGGAGGAGGAGGCGUGAAAAAACGGCCCCUCUCGGCGCUAGAGGCGUGAAACACACGGGCCCGGAGGCCCGACGCCCUAGCCAGCAGCCGAGGGCAAGAGCAGAGCAACAGGAACACGAAACAUGGCAGCGGGGGGAGGAGGAGGAGGAGGAGGAGGAGGAGGAGGAGGAGGAGGAGGAGGAGGAUUCUCCCGAGGAGGGAGGAGGAGGAGGAGGGGAGGACGAGGAGGGCUCUCCUCGCCCGCGGCGCACGGCGCGCUCUCCUCGCCGCUGCCCCCCUCGCUCGACGGCGCGCUCUCGCGCCGCGGGCGCGCCCGCGCCCAUCGAAGCAGCCCGCCCGCCGCCCCUGGCCGCGCGCGCGCGGGGCCGCGGUCGG